AUAUCCGCCCCCCUCCUUCCUGUAUUUCCCUUCAUCUCAUCCCAUCCCAAUAUUCCCGUAUACCCAACCCAAUUACUCUAGACCAUCACUUCAUGUCUCGAGUAAGGAACGGCACCAUCACUAUACAAUACCACCUGCAUACUACUUCCACACCAUCCAGAGUCUAUUUGUUUUGUCCAACAACACCAAGCCUUGUCCUCCUCUGCGUUCCCCAUAAAAUACCAUAAAUAGGUACUCGGUCCUCCCCCUUUCGACCUUCCAAGCAUCUUGUCACCGUCAUAAAACCCGCAAAAAAGAGGAACGCUCCUUUCUCAAAACACCAAGACCAUCACCCAGCCUCUGUUCCACGCGCCAGAGACGUGUCUUUUAACCAAGCAACUCGCUUGUUUGCUUAAUGGGUUACUAAGACUUCGACUUCGAAUAUCUACUUCAUCGUUACCUCGAUAUAUCUCAACUUGACUCGAAACUCGAUUGUUCGCCGCCGAGCAUCGUUCCUUCCCCCAAGUUCGUCGCCUAAAUCUUUAUUUUUCCGCGCGCCUCCGUGGAUUAACGAAUAGGCUCUCACCGCCCAAGUCCCCUCCACUACUGGUAUACUUAACCUUACUUUCUGCCACGCCAAGAAUCCUGCGAUCAUCAUGUCGUCCCAAGACCAACAGACGCAGACACGCCCAGUGGGCAUGACGCCUCCAACCACGACCGCCUCAACCUCCACCUCCACCUCCACUGAUGCCAGCGCCCAGGUUAGCCGUCCCACUGUCGCCAGCGACGACAACCUCGCUUGCCAAUGGGACAAAUGUACCGAGCGCUGCCAAUCGCCCGAGGCCCUCUAUGACCACAUUUGUGAGCGCCAUGUCGGUCGCAAGAGCACUAACAACCUCAACUUGACCUGCGGCUGGAAUAAUUGCCGCACAACCACCGUCAAGCGCGACCACAUCACGUCUCACAUCCGUGUCCAUGUUCCGCUCAAGCCGCACAAGUGCGACUUCUGUGGAAAGAGCUUCAAGCGUCCCCAGGACUUGAAGAAGCAUGUCAAGACACAUGCUGAUGACUCUGUCCUUCUCCGUUCACCUGACCAGCACGGUGGACAGGUUGGUGGCUACCGUGCCCCAAACGGUAAACCAGCCGGAGCCACAGGUUAUUAUGACCACUCCAACCCGCAAAUGCACCAACCUAACGGAAACUACGGGCAGCCGCACCACAACGGCGGCCACAACGGGUACUACCAGCCUCAGCAAGCCCAGAGCUACGGGCCAGUUUACUACCCAGUGAACCAGCACGCAGCUGAGAUGGGCCACCACGCAAACUACGACCCAAGAAAGCGCGGCUUUGACGCCCUGAACGACUUCUUCGGUGAUGCCAAGCGUCGCAACAUCGACCCAACUUCCUACCCCCAGGUCGGCCAGCGCCUGAUGCACCUUCACGGUCUCCCCAUCCAAGGCGGAGCCUUGAUUGAUUACAUGCCAUCGCAACCCCUGAUGGCCGUAGGAGGAGGCGGUCACGGCCACGGCGUCGCCUCGAUGCCGCAGCCACACUACUCCCUCCCAAUGCCCAACCUGAAGACGAAGAGCGAUCUCCUCAACAUCGACAACUUCCUUGACCAGAUGCAAUCCACCGUCUACGAGAGCUCCAGCGCCGCCGCCGCCGCCGGCAUCCACCAACCUGGGGGCCACUACACCCACCAAGCCAUGGGCUUCCGGCAAUCACAGUCACCCCCCCAGACCGCCGCGCAAAACCUAGGCGUCUCUAUUCCCCAAUCAUCCGCGCCAUCCUCCUCCCACAUGGCCGCCACACACUCCCCCCAAUCCAGCGCACCCGCACUCACUCCUCCCUCAACAAUGUCCUACACCACCGCCCACUCCCCAUCUUCCGUCCCCGGCCUAUCCCCCGGCGACUCCUCCCGCCACGCUUCCACCCCAGUUGCAUACCCUACCCUCCCCGCCGUCUCCUCCGCCUACGCCCCUCACACCACCUCCCCCGUCUCCACCUUAGGGACAAACUUCGACUCCGACCCCCGCCGUCGCUACAGCGGCGGUAUGCUCCAGAAGUCCGCCGUCGCGCCGCGUGUCUCCCCACCUGCACGCGACGAGUCCACCACCCCUGACGCGAAGCGCCCGUACGGCGCGCGCGCGGAGUCUAAUAUCGACCCUGCGCUGUCGGGUGGUGUGAGCAGUCCUGGUGUUAGCAGUCCUAGCGCGAGCGGGACGGAGGAGGGUGAUGCGCGGGAUCGCGCGGAGGAGGUGUGGGUUGAGAAUAUUAGGGUUAUUGAGGCGUUGAGGAAGUUGAUUGCUGAUAGGCUUGAGCGUGGGGAGUAUGAGGAUGAUAAGGAGGGAGAGGAUACGGAGAUGGGAGAGGCGCAGGAAGAGGAGAAGGAGAAGGAGGUUAAGGCUGAGGAGAGUCUGUAUCCCGUGCUGAGGGCGGCGAUUGAUGCUGCUGAUGCUUGAACGGGUGUGUUGUGUGUUUGCUUUUUUUGGUUUGAAUUUUAGAAGUAGUUUUGGGAGCUGGCGUUGGGGUAAUGAGUUUUGUGAAAGAGAUGUUUGAUAUCAUUGUUGCAGCUGCUGCAGUCAUUUGUUGUUCAACAGUACGGUUAGCCUAGGAACAUUGCUAUAAUGAAUAAUUAUUGUAUGC
Messenger RNA from Pseudogymnoascus verrucosus, 2625 nucleotides. RefSeq lists its product as uncharacterized. Gene Ontology annotation, cellular component: nucleus. NCBI's taxonomy places the organism in Eukaryota, Fungi, Ascomycota, Leotiomycetes, Thelebolales, Thelebolaceae. Gene Ontology annotation, biological process: positive regulation of transcription by RNA polymerase II. Bases 636 to 2441 code for a protein of 601 amino acids. The transcript is spliced from 3 exons. The record is from RefSeq and is a predicted model, not a curated record.